ACUUUCCUUUCUCUACAUAUAUGUAUAUAUAUAUAUCCCGAAUUACUUAAAUUAGUGGGAAUAUCCUAUAACCCUGGGGUCGAUAGAUUAUUAUUAUAUAUAUACACGCACAUUAUUAGUCACCAAUCAAAUCCCCAUAAAAGUUUCCCUUCUCCUUUCGCUGCUUCUCGAAUCGCACACCAAGCUUUGGCUGGCGCAAGAAAUAAAUAAAGAAAGAAACGCGAGGGGAAGAGAGAGAGGCCGCGGGGGUUGAUCCACGUUUCCCCAUCUUUCUCUCUAUUUGUUUCUUCCCUCUCUUUUUCUUUUGUUGGUUUUCUAGAGAAGCUUCUUUCUUCCUCUUCUUCUUGAUCUCUCGCUGCUAGGGUUUAGGGACGAGAAGAAAGAGAUGAGGAGCUCUCUAGAGGCCUCGGGAGCCUCCGGAUUGGCGCUUGCUGCGUUUUCCGAUUGGUGGACGGAGAUCAACGAGUCGCCGAAGUGGCAGGACGGGGUGUUCUACUUCCUCUGCGCCGCCUAUGCCCUUGUCUCCGCCGUCGCUCUGAUACAACUUAUUCGAAUACAGCUACGAGUGCCUGAAUAUGGUUGGACAACUCAGAAGGUUUUCCAUCUUAUGAAUUUUAUUGUAAAUGGAGCACGUGCUGUUGUGUUUGGAUUUCACUCACAAGUUUUUCUUUUCAGACCAAAAGUACUUACUUUAGCACUGUUAGACCUUCCUGGGUUGUUAUUUUUCUCUACGUACACGCUCCUUGUUCUAUUCUGGGCAGAGAUAUAUCAUCAGGCCAGGAGUCUUCCAACAGACAAGCUAAGGACUGUUUACAUCUCUGUCAAUAGUGUGAUUUAUAUAAUUCAGGUCGGCAUAUGGAUAUACCUCUGGAUAAAUGACAAUAGUGUUGUGGAGUUAAUUGGAAAGAUCUUCAUAGUAGUGGUAUCAUUUGUUGCUGCACUUGGAUUCUUGGUAUAUGGAGGAAGGCUAUUUUUCAUGCUGAGGCGUUUCCCAAUUGAAUCAAAAGGGCGAAGAAAGAAGCUUCAUGAGGUUGGAUCUGUUACAGCAAUAUGCUUCACCUGCUUUCUUGUAAGAUGCUUUGUGGUUGGAUUAUCUGCAGUUGAUCCUGAUGCAUCUCUUGAGGUUUUGGAUCACCCAAUUUUGGACCUCAUCUAUUACACGCUGGCUGAGAUACUCCCUUCAGCACUUGUUCUAUACAUACUCCGUAAACUACCUCCUAAACGAGUGUCAGCGCAGUACCACCCUAUUCGGUAGUGUUAAUGAACACCUGCAACAGGGAUGUUAGAUUUUUUGAGCUGUUCAGAAUGGUGAUGGAGAUGGCAUGGUUGGAACUGGUGGGAGCUUAGAUGAAAGACUAGAUUUUGUACUCAAGGCUUUGUUCCAUGGCUUUCUUGCGACUGUUUUUUCAUUCUGUAUGUGCUGACAAGUGCUCCUCACGGUAAUCAGUGUCAUUGUGCUUCUUAAGGUGGAAACCUGUUUUGCCAUUUCAGGUUUUCCCCCAGGAUAUAUGUAGGAGUAAAGGUUUGUUGGAUUUAUAGGAUAUAUUUGUUACCUGGUUAAUUUAAUUCACUAUAUGAUGUGUUCAUUUCAAAGUGACUAACUUUUUGUUAGAAA
Molecule: messenger RNA, 1615 nt
Organism: Elaeis guineensis (African oil palm)
Lineage: Eukaryota; Viridiplantae; Streptophyta; Magnoliopsida; Arecales; Arecaceae
Product: tobamovirus multiplication protein 1
Cellular component (GO): plant-type vacuole membrane
Source: RefSeq, a predicted model, not a curated record